AUGCCACUCCGCACCGCCCCGUUCCGUGCAGCAGCGCACCUCAUAGCUGCAGCAGACAGCCGCACGCGACCAGCACCCGCCGCCUUCUCGUGCUUCUUCCACAGCAGCCCGGCCCUGCGCCGCGAUGAUAUCGACAGCAAGAACCACUACGAGACCCUCGGGGUCCAGACCAGCGCCUCCCCCAAGGAUAUCAAGCGCUCCUUCUACCACCUCUCCAAGACGCACCACCCAGACCACAACCCAGACGACCCGCUGGCCUCCAAGCGCUUCAUGCGCAUCAGCGAGGCCUACAGCGUCCUCUCCAACACCGACAGCCGCGCAAAGUACGACCGUGACGUCCUGCGGCUGCAUGACCAGCGCCCCGCCGCCGCCGCCGCCGCCGGGCCACACCACCGUGGCGCCAGCUACAGCAGCACCGGACCUGCGGGCGGCAGGCCGGCGUCGGGUUUGUCAAGGAGGCGAGGGACCUUCCGCGGCCCGCCGCCCAGUUUCUACCGCAAUGGCGGGUGGGGCGCCCACGGCGCCAAGAGAAACCAGGCGCACGAAGACUCGAUGAGCGGCGGCGGCGGCGGCAGCGGCGGCGGCCACCACGAUGCCCACCACCACGGCCACCAUCACCACCAUCAUCAACAUCCUCGUCACCAACAGCAGCAGCCAGCAUCGGGUGCGAAUGGUUUCGGCGGUGGUGGGGCAGGCCCCGGUCAUGAUACCUUCGGCGGCAGCAGCGGUGAGAUGCCGCACUUCGACCGGACGGCCAAGGCGGCGCACACACGGACACAGGGAAGGGUCGAUGAGAUCCGGGCGCGCAAGGCGGCCAAGAAGCCCGGGUUCCCGUCCGCAUCGGGCGACUACGGCGAGGUCGGGAGUUUCUUCGCCGUGCUGGCCGUGCUGGGUGUCGCGGUCGGGCUCCCGUACCUCGUCAUGAAGGGCUGGAACCGGCCGGACAAGAAACAGAAAAAGACCCAGGGGUGA
Diaporthe batatas is the source of this 972-nucleotide messenger RNA. RefSeq lists its product as uncharacterized. NCBI's taxonomy places the organism in Eukaryota, Fungi, Ascomycota, Sordariomycetes, Diaporthales, Diaporthaceae. The transcript has a single exon. Bases 1 to 972 code for a protein of 323 amino acids. The record is from RefSeq and is a predicted model, not a curated record.